AUGUCAUUUGUUAAAACUUAUAAAAACACGUUUUUUGUGGAUGUGUUAGAAUAUUUCAAUAUUGUUACAAUCGAAGAAAAUCUACCUCAAUUAUACCAUGCUGAUGAAGUUACUUCAGAAGAUGUAGAGACUCAAGAAGUAAAUAAAAUUAAUAAAAACGACUCCGAUAUUGAUUCAGAGAAACAAACUAAUUCUAUGUCUGACGAAAACAGUGAGAGUCAGAAAUUUGACCCAUUUCUAGUAAAUUGGAAUGGACCUGAUGAUCCAGAUUUGCCACUAAAUUGGUCUAUUCCUAAGAAGGCCUUUAUAAUCUUUGAAAUUAUGCUUUUGACUUGUAUAACUUACAUGGGUUCGUCAAUAUAUACACCCGGUCAAGAAGAGAUUCAAGAAGAGUUCAAAGUAGGUCAUGUCACUGCUACUUUGAAUUUGUCUUUAUACGUGUUGGGCUAUGGGUUGGGUCCAGUUAUCUUUUCUCCAUUAAGUGAAAUUGCCAAAAUUGGUAGACAACAAAUAUAUAUUAUUACUCUUUUUUUCUUUACUAUUUUCCAAAUUGGCUGUGCUACUGUCCAUAAUAUUGGCGGUCUUAUUGUGAUGAGAUUCAUUACUGGUAUUUUAUGUUCUCCAUCUUUAGCUACUGGUGGUGCUUCCAUUUCUGAUUUAGUGUCUCAAGAAAUAUUACCUGCUUUGUUAGGACUUUGGGCCAUUGGUGCUGUUGCUGCUCCUGUUAUUGCACCUUUACUUGGUGCAGCUAUGACUGUGGCUAAAGGUUGGAGAUGGAUUUUUUGGUUAUUAUUAUGGAUUUGUGCUGCUUCUUUGAUCUUAUUCCUAUUUUUCUUCCCUGAGACAUCCCAUGCUAACAUCUUAGCCCGUCGUGCUGCUAGAUUAAGAAAGCAAACUGGUGACAACAGAUUUUACACUGCUCAAGAAAAGAUAGAUGCUGAAAUCAAGCCAAAGGAAUUUAUUAUUAAGACUUUAUAUAGACCAGUUAAAAUGAUUAUUCAAGAACCAAUUGUUCUUGCCUUUGACAUCUACAUUUCUCUAUGUUACGGUGCCUUUUACUUAUUCUUUGAGGCUUUCCCAAUUGUUUUUAUUGGUAUUUACCAUUUCACUUUAGUGGAACUGGGUUUAGCUUAUAUGGGUUUCGCAGUUGGGUGUGUGUUUGCCUAUAGUGGUUUACUAUUUUUCUUAAUGAAAGUGAUUGUUCCAAAAUUUAAGAAUAAUACAUUCACCCCAGAAGCAUUUUUGAUUUUGGCUAUGUGUGCAAGUUGGUGCUUACCAUUAGCACUUUUCUUAUUUGGUUGGGCUGCUGGUACUCAUUGGAUUGUUCCAAUUAUUGCUGAGCUUUUUUUCGUUCUUGCUGUUUUCAACUUAUUCCAAGCUACUUUUGCCUACUUAUCGAUUUCAUAUCCAAAAUAUGUGGCUUCGGUGUUUGCUGGUAAUGGUUUAUGUCGUUCCGCUUUCGCUUGUGCAUUUCCAUUGUUUGGAACUGCCAUGUACAACAAUUUAGCUAUUGAUGGGUACCCAGUUGGUUGGGGGUCCUCUUUAGUUGGAUUUUUCACUAUUGCAUUGGCAUUAAUUCCAUUUGUUUUAUAUAAGUAUGGUGCCACAUUACGUGCCAGAUCCAAGUUCACAGAUUAA
Arxiozyma heterogenica is the source of this 1638-nucleotide messenger RNA. It is a transcript of the gene FLR1, whose product is annotated as Flr1p. The coding region runs from base 1 to 1638 and encodes 545 amino acids. Gene Ontology annotation, biological process: xenobiotic detoxification by transmembrane export across the plasma membrane. NCBI's taxonomy places the organism in Eukaryota, Fungi, Ascomycota, Saccharomycetes, Saccharomycetales, Saccharomycetaceae. The transcript has a single exon. The record is from RefSeq and is a predicted model, not a curated record. Gene Ontology annotation, cellular component: plasma membrane. Gene Ontology annotation, molecular function: fluconazole transmembrane transporter activity; xenobiotic transmembrane transporter activity.